Rhipicephalus microplus (southern cattle tick) is the source of this 927-nucleotide messenger RNA. RefSeq lists its product as uncharacterized. NCBI's taxonomy places the organism in Eukaryota, Metazoa, Arthropoda, Arachnida, Ixodida, Ixodidae. The record is from RefSeq and is a predicted model, not a curated record.
CGCCGGUGCCGUGCAGCCUGUUUACUUCGGAAUUGUGCCUUGUUCCUGCUGCUAUCUUCUAUCUAGCGAAGCACCAGUUCUGCCAGUUCGUAGGGAUAUCUUGCCGUUGCACCGUCUUCAUCUGAUUGGAUAUUUUUGCCAUCCGACAUUCACUUGUUGUGUCAGUGCGAGGUUGAAGUGGACAUCGCAAUGCCGAAUUACUGCGCGGCACAUGGGUGCCGCAGCACUUACGGUCGCGAUGACGUCGCUUUUCACAAAUUUCCUCGGGAUAAGAAAAUGGCUGCAAAAUGGGUAGCUGCAUUUAAAAGAAAAGGCUUCAAACCUACGAGAGCGAGCGUGCUGUGCUCCAAGCACUUCCGCGACAGCGAUUACGUACGAAGCCCGGCUCUCACGCGGUCGCUGGGAUUGAUGACCAGAUGUGCGCGACUGAACAGCGACGCGGUCCCUUCUGUGUUUCCGCACCUGAGGGGUCCCUCACCGCCACCACGACCUGCCUUCGUGAAAAGACGAAAACUUGAGAUGCUUGCAGAAUUGCUAGGCAGUGGAAAUGACAAAGUGGAAAGGCCAGGCCCCAGUUCAAGUGAGAACUCUUCACCAGGUAAUCCAGCAGUGGCUGCAACACUUGAUGAUUGCCCAGAUGAUCAUCCCCAGGAGGUACAAGGAGUGAGCAUUUCCAAUCCACAAACUUGUGACCAGUGCAUGCAAACAGAUGUGAAGCGAACACGCAACAAGAGCGUGCGUGCAGAUGUGCAGCCGCCAACACGCUACAAGGGCGUGCAGGCAGGUUUUCAGCGAACAACAUGCAACAAGGGCGUGCAGACAGACAUAAAGAAAAGCAGAGGUUAACGCUUCACCCAAGCAAAGCCUCAAAGCAUUUCAAUAGGUACGUUUUUGUGAAUCGAAUUUGCUGCACUUGUGAUACUAUGU